This is a messenger RNA of Trichobilharzia szidati, 2724 nucleotides long. NCBI's taxonomy places the organism in Eukaryota, Metazoa, Platyhelminthes, Trematoda, Strigeidida, Schistosomatidae. The record is from the annotation of a GenBank genome assembly.
AUGUCUGAACUUGCCUUAGAAGAUAAAAGGGCGGAGUUCAUUGCAGAAUAUGUUUUGACUUCUCAUAAACUGAAAAGUGACAAAUGGAUGAAACUAUGGAAUUCCGAAGAAAUGAAGCAAAGAAUCAUUAAUUUUUUUGAGAAAUCCGACAUAACCAAAUUAUUCAUAAAUUUGACAGCGGCUGGAACAUUGACAGCUGAAAAUGAUUUUCCUGUUGGUUCAAAAUCUAAGACAUGUUUUUUUAUGAAAAAGUCGAAAGAAACCAUACCCAAAGAUGGACUACUUAAUAAAUACAUCUUUUAUGGGGAUCUUUCAUAUAGUCCUCUAGACCAUUUUUCUGCAUUUGUUGAUGAAGUCCUUAUCCCCGUGCUUUCUAACAAGAAAAAUUAUAGUUCUUGGCCAUCAGUUGUGUACGAAGAUGUUAUUAAGUAUGCUCAUGGUCUAAAAAGACAGACCGAUAUUGUUGUUGGACAGUCAAAGGGGAAGACGCUUUUGCCUCUUCCGGUAGAACAAGACCGAAUUAAAGAACAUUUUAAAGAAGGUAAAGUAAAUCGAAGUUUUGUCUAUGCAAUCGAAUCACUCGUUAUUGACUGGUCUCAUCAAAUUCACAAAGUAUUGCUCAAAGACUCUUCUCAACCUCUUUUAAAUGGUUUGCAUCCCACUCCGUUGGUGGAAUUGGACUUCUGGAAAGCAAAAGUAACAAAUCUUGAAAACAUCUACUCCCAGCUAAGUACACAGAAAGUUAAACAAAUGGCACAGAUACUGGAACAAGCCAACAGCAGUUACUUUAUUCCAUUUAAAGAAAUGUUUAAAUCUGUUGUAACAGCUUUACGAGAAGCCCAAGAUAUUGACAUGCAUUUAAGUAUUAUGCGUACUCAGCUGGAAGAUAUGGAGCAGGCUGAAUUCGAUCAACUGUCACAACAUAUUGAACCUAUUUUUCAUAUUAUUUGUUUAAUAUGGGCAAGUUCUAAAGGCUAUCGACAGCCUGCAAGAAUACUGGUUCUUUUGCAAGAAUUGUGUAAUCUUAUGAUUAAUCAAUGUCGAACCCAUUUAGAUCCCUACGAAAUACUGAAAGGUGAAGCAGAGGAAAUUUAUCCAAAAGUGGAAGAAGCACUGAAAGUUCUGCAUAAAUUUAAAAGCACAUACGAACAACAUCGUCAAAAUUUACCAGCAUAUUUUGAAAAAGUUGCCAAAAAAUUAAACACUUCAAAUGAAAUAGUUUUAUGGGAAUUUAAAAAUGAAUUAGCAUUUAGUCGUUUUGAUUCGUUUGUUCAACGGGUUGAAGAAGUUCAUCAUCUAAUGGUAACAGCUAUUGAAUUUUUGAAAUUGGAGAAACUAGUAUUCGGUGGGAUUGAUGGUGGUUCAUUGAAUCAACGUGUCACUGAAAUCUACGAAUCAUUCUGUAAUAGUUAUAAGAUGUUUAAUGACAGGUCGUAUGAUGUCUUGGAUCCUUUGAAUGAAGAGUUUUGCAAGGAUUUUGAAUUAUUUAAUCAAAGUGUACGCGAUUUAGAAUAUCGUCUGUCCAAUGUAAUUGAACAUGCAGUAGAUGGUUGUCCUGCUAUAGAACAUUUACUUAAGCUCAUUAGUAUCCUGCACAGUCUGCUGGAUAGACCAAUAAUUAAAGAGAGUUUUCAACCCAAAUAUAAACUGUUAAUGCAAAUGUUAAAUGCUGAAAUGGAUGUAGCAAAGAAAAUUUAUGAUCAUCAUAUGAUGGGUGAGAAACUCCGGCAUGAAAGCUCAGUCCUACCAACUCAUAAUAACAACAAAUCACCUACAAGUCCAGAGAGUAGUGAAGAAAAAGAAACAGGCUCCACAAAACCUGGUCUGUACAGAAAGCAACGCACUUACUAUUCAGAGAUUCAUAAAAAUAUGCCCAGAUUAUCAGGGAAUUUAAAGUGGGCUAAUGACCUGAAAAGUCGUAUUACAUCACCAAUGGAAAUGAUUAAUCAGUUAGAUUUACCGAUAUUCCAUACUACAGAAGGUGCAAUAAUCCAGAAAAAAUAUGAUCAAAUAAUGAAACUUCUUCAAGAUUAUGAAGAAGAGGCAUUUAUUGAAUGGUCUAAAAGUGUUGAUGAGAUAUGCUCAUUUAAUUUAUCUCAACCAUUACUUGUACGUGAUCCAAACACAAAAAUGCUCAGUGUAAAUUUUGAUGCAAAGCUUGUAGCUAUUCUACGUGAAGUCAAAUACUUGGGUAUACGUGCAAAAGAAACAAUACCUGAGUCAGCAGCUAAGCUAUAUGAACAAAAUGAUAAAUUACGCAAUUUCCAUAUUAGCUUAGAUAUGAUUGUUCAAGCCUAUAGCUAUUUGUCGAAUAAACUUUUACCUGAAGAAUCAGAACUUAUCACCGGUGAAAUAAACGCAUUCGAUGAACAGGCGAAAAAAGCAGAAACUGUUUUAAACUGGCAGACAAGUGAUGCAUGGGAUUACAUAGAAAAAACACGGAACCAAGUCGAUGAUUUAAAACGUCGGGUUGUACAGACGCAAGAAAAUGUUCAACAGAUUCAAUUAAUCAUGACUAAUUGGUCUAAACUACCCUUGUUCGAACGUAAAGAUGGUAAACGAGAGACAUUAUUAGGAUUAGAUGAUCGAGAGGAUAGAUGUUCUAAACGAUAUACAGAAAUUACUGAGGCCGGAAAACAAGUUCUUAAUCUUUUACAUAUUCCAAACUGCUUUAAAAGCACAUCAUUCAUGCCGCAUAUAUGUGCCAAACACCAGCAAAUUUAG